AUGUCGGUCAAUGUACGCCCGAAGUCCGUGUCCGAUAAAGUCCGUGCGACUCGCCUCGACCUUGUUGAUCGCUUCGAGAAACAAUCAGCAAAUACCAAGCAAUGGUAUGACUUUGAAGACCCUCAAGAGUACCGAAAAGCACGGGCAGAAGGCACUCAUGGGUUUGUACGUCCACCACUGAAUGAUCGAGCUCGUUUGGUCUAUGCUACCGGGCGCAAGAGUCAAAAGAUUGAACUUCGGGUGAUUGAACCACCUGGACCGUCCAAUGGUGUCUUCCUCCAUUUUCAUGCAGGUGGAUACGUCAUAGGAAGCAACGCGUCCUACGAUGGAUACUUGACUCGACUCUCUGAAGCAUCCGGCCUGACCGUGGCGUCUGUGGAGUACCGACUCGCACCGGAGCACCCAUUCCCAGCAGGCCGUGACGAUUGCGUCGAUGCAGCUCUCUUUGCACUUUCUGCCCAAGGCACCAGUGAUCUUGGAGCUCCUUUACGAGUACUUGGUGGAGAGUCGGCUGGUGCUUGGUUUGCCGUGGCAGUUGCCUUGGAAUUGCGGGACAAGCACGGCAUCGAUAUCAAGUCACAGAUCGCCGCCAUCUGUGCAGGUUAUGGGAUAUACGACCUGACCUACACGCCUUCCUUGCUGUCGCACAAAAGGAACAUAGUCAUCAGUCGUGAGCUCAUGAUGAAGUUUGCUGAGGCGGCUUUCGGGCAUAUUCCACCAAUUGAUAGAAAACGGCCUCAUAUAUCCCCAUUGUAUGCCGAUUUGAGCAACCUGCCCCCGGCGCAUUUUCUCGUGGGCAAUAUUGAACCACUACUUGACGAUAGCAUCUUUAUGGCUGCGAGGUGGAUCAAUGCGGGAAGUGAAGCUGAGCUGCAUAUUGUUGAGGGUGCCUGCCAUGCCUUCACACUGUUUCCAAUGGGUGGGGUCACAGAGCUGGGUAUUCAAGCGGUUGUUGAGUUUUUACGAGUGCAAUUGCAAAGGCUUUCUAUGUAG
Fusarium redolens is the source of this 993-nucleotide messenger RNA. Its product is annotated as putative carboxylesterase. Gene Ontology annotation, molecular function: hydrolase activity. The record is from RefSeq and is a predicted model, not a curated record. The transcript has 2 exons. The coding region runs from base 1 to 993 and encodes 330 amino acids. Lineage: Eukaryota; Fungi; Ascomycota; Sordariomycetes; Hypocreales; Nectriaceae.